Messenger RNA from Salmo salar (Atlantic salmon), 2789 nucleotides. RefSeq lists its product as uncharacterized. NCBI's taxonomy places the organism in Eukaryota, Metazoa, Chordata, Actinopteri, Salmoniformes, Salmonidae. The record is from RefSeq and is a predicted model, not a curated record.
AUGCAAUACCACCAUGCGGCCAUGGGGGUGAUCACUGCUGCCCUGUUUGGCUCUCUGGUCUGUGGCCUCCUCCUUGUCAUCGCUCUGGGCUGUGCCUUUAAACUCUACUCCCUCCGGACAAGAGAGUACAGAGCAUUUGAGACUCAGAUGACCCAUCUGGAGGCGGAGUUUGUUCAGAGAGAGGCUCCUCCCUCCUAUGGUCAGCUGAUCGCCCAGGGCCUCAUCCCUCCGGUGGAGGACUUCCCUGUGUACAACCCCACUCAGGCCUCCAUGCUCCAGAACAUCCGUACAGCGAUGCGUAGGCAGAUCAGAAGACACUCCUCCCGCCGGGCCACGUCACACCGCCGCCUGGGGCGCCUCUGGAACCGUCUGUUCCACCGAGGGACCCGUCUCCGCGGCCAGAUCCCCCUCCUCACACCCCCCGGGUCUCAGGUGGCUCUGGGCCUGCACUCCUACCACACCUCAGAGGGACCUGGAGCCAGGGUUGGGGAUGGAGGUGGCGUGGCGGGCAUGAGACCAGCAAGGACCCCCUCCUGCUGCUCUACGGCAGCAGUAGGCCUCGCCCUGCACGCCCACAACCAGGCCCUGCCACAGUCCCACCCUUCCUUGGAGUCUCCCUGCUCCCCAUUCUCCCCCUCUGACAGUGAACCAUCCGAGGGGUCUCCGUGUUCCCCGGAGAGCCAGGGUAGCAGGGUUAGGUUGCCCCUCAGUGAGCUCUCCACCCCUGGGCAGCAGAGUGACUCAUUAACGUCUGCCCCCAGCAUACUGAGCCGGCAGUGCCCCCCAGAGGGCAGCACAGGUCAUUACACCCGCCGGGCCUCCAGGAAGCUGGUCCUGGGACUGGCUGACAACCUGAGAGGGGUGGCCCUACGACGCUACUCCCCCAUGGGGCUCACCUCCCCCGUUACCCCCCCUGUCCUUCCCCCUCCAGACUCCCAGCCGCCCUGCCACCACCCCCUGACUUCCCCUCAGACGUCACCCCCCUCGGGGUCUUCAGACGACAGUCAGAGGUUUCAUGCCCUGGAAGUGCCAACCCAGGAGAGGAAGAGGAGGAGGAGGAAGAGGGGUAUAGGGGUGCCUAGUGGACUGAACACCAGCAGUAGUGAGGAGGAGGAGGAGGAGGAAGAGGAGGAGGAUGGAGAUGAGACUCUACUGAUCUGCUAGUAUGAAAGACCUGCCUUCACCGUGUGGUGACAGACAGGCAGGCAGGCAGGCAGGCAGGCAGGCAGGCAGGCAGAGAGACAGGCAGGCAGGCGGACGGGCAGGGCACAGACACAGACACAGACACAGACACAGACACAGACACAGACACAGACAGACAGUACUGCAGGUGGCUGUAGACUCUGUACUAGUGGUCCUGUCCAGUUAUUGGACUGUAGUCUGACAUAGCUGUAGACUCUGUCUCUCUGGCUGAAACACAGAGAGCUGGAGAAUAACUGAAUAAUGGGACAGUGGAUGAUCUCAGAGCAGCAUAAUGAUUUCAGUCCUCUCUCCAUCUGUUCGUCCCUCCAUCUCUGCCUUACCAGAGAUCUACAGCUGAGGGCAGUACAUCAGCCUGUCUACUGACUCUGACUCACUCACACUGACUCAAUCACACUGACUCAAUCACACUGACUCAAUCACUCUGACUCAAUCACUCUGACUCAAUCACUCUGACUCAAUCACACUGACUCAAUCACACUGACUCAAGCACACUGACUCAAUCACACUGACUCAAUCACACUGACUCAAUCACUCUGACUCAAUCACACAGCUGGAUCACUUGAAGUAACGAAGAAGAUGUAACACAGGAAGAGGAAGAGGAUGUAACACAGGAAGAGGAUGUAACACAGGAAGAGGAAGAGGAUGUAACACAGGAAGAGGAAGAGGAUGUAACACAGGAAGAGGAAGAGGAUUAACACAGGAAGAGGAUGUAACACAGGAAGAGGAAGAGGAUGUAACACAGGAAGAGAAUGUUUUGAGGAAGUUGUGAAGUGGAGUGUUAUUGUGAAUGUGAUAUCUGACUGUUAUCAUAGAUGUUUAAGCAGUAGCCUAUCUUGGUACCCUCCCUAGACGAUGGUUAGAUCACAGGCAGUGGCCUAUCUUGGUACCCUCCCUAGACGAUGGUUAGAUCACAGGCAGUGGCCUAUCUUGGUACCCUCCCUAGACGAUGGUUAGAUCCAGGCAGUGGCCUAUCUUGGUACCCUCCCUAGACGAUGGUUAGAUCACAGGCAGUGGUCUAUCUUGGUACCCUCCCUAGACGAUGGUUAGAUCACAGGCAGUGGUCUAUCUUGGUACCCUCCCUAGACGAUGGUUGGACCACAGGCAGUGGCCUAUCUUGGUACCCUCCCUAGACGAUGGUUAGAUCACAGGCAGUGGAAAGGGGUGUCUACUCAGUCACAGUGGCUGAGUCACAAAUGGCAACCUAUUCCUUAUAUAGUGCACUACUUUUGGCCAGAGCCCUAUGGGGUAGGCUAUAGGGCAUGGUUAGGGAACAGAGCCCUAUGGGGUAGGCUAUAGGGCAUGGUUAUGGAACAGAGCCCUAUGGGGUAGGCUAUAGAGCAUGGUUAGGGAACAGAGCCCUAUGGGGUAGGCUAUAGGGCAUGGUUAGGGAACGGAGCUCUAUGGGGUAGGCUAUAGGGCAUGAUUAGGGAACAGAGCCCUAUGGGGUAGGUUAUAGGCUUCUUGGGGCUAUGUGGGACGCUAGCGUGCCACCCGUGGUGCACCCUAUCAACAGCAGGUGCAUUUCAAGAGCGGCAAAUUUGAAACCAAAUAAAUGUCAAAAUUCACAUUUUUCAAACAUACAACUA